Solanum pennellii is the source of this 2476-nucleotide messenger RNA. Its product is annotated as type I inositol polyphosphate 5-phosphatase 4-like. Lineage: Eukaryota; Viridiplantae; Streptophyta; Magnoliopsida; Solanales; Solanaceae. Gene Ontology annotation, biological process: phosphatidylinositol dephosphorylation. The record is from RefSeq and is a predicted model, not a curated record. Gene Ontology annotation, molecular function: phosphatidylinositol-4,5-bisphosphate 5-phosphatase activity; inositol-polyphosphate 5-phosphatase activity; phosphatidylinositol-3,4,5-trisphosphate 5-phosphatase activity. The transcript is spliced from 7 exons. The coding region runs from base 241 to 1593 and encodes 450 amino acids.
AACCUUUGACUUUUCCUUCUCUCUCUCUUUAAAUCUUGGUAUUAUCGCAUAAAUUAUGGGUUUGUCUCAUUCGUCCAUUCCACAACAUUUUCCAUCAAGGCGACCAAUACAAUAAUAGCUUUACCCAGAACCUAAAAGGCAGCCAUGUGGAUAUUCUUCAGCCAUCCAACUUGACAAGAAAAGAUGUUGUCAUCUCUUUGACGAAACUGGUAAUUUUUGGAAUGGACUUUAUUUCAAAUCAUGGGUAACAAGGAAAGAAAAUCAAGACGGAAAGUGUUUCGGUUGUGGUUUAGCAAGAGAAGAAGCAGAGCUGAUGCAGCAUCCCAUUUAAGCGAAAUUUCAGACGACGACGGACAAGAUGACGUGUACAUGAAUGGUCUUUCUGUUAUGUCACUGGACAGAAGACCAUGCAUCCUAAACAAUGAAUUGAGAAUCUUUGUGGGUACGUGGAAUGUUGCGGGAAGAUCUCCUGUGGGAAGUCUAGCUGUAGAUUUGGAUGAGUGGCUAAAUCUGAAAGAAGCAGCAGAUAUUUAUGUUCUUGGCUUCCAGGAAAUAGUCCCUCUAAAGCCUAAAACUGUAAUUGGAGCAGAAGAUCCAACAGAAGCUACUAACUGGAAUGUGCUCGUCGGUAAAACUCUAAAUAGCAAGUAUGGUGGUGCCUGGUUAACACCCAUGGUCAAUCCAAUCACCAGUGAUAAUUAUCGAUAUGAUCAAGCCACUGAAUCAGAUAGUAGACUGAGGAAUGACUACGAAAUAGUUUCAGCAAGAGGUCUGUCUAGAACUGAUUAUAAGCUCUCAGAUUGUGUUGGUAGUUACAAAUUGAUGGCUAGCAAGAAGAUGGUUGGUGUCUUCAUUAGUGUCUGGAUGAGAAGGACAUUGCUAAAGAAGUAUUGUGUCUCGGAAGUAAAGGUCUCUUCAGUAGCUUGUGGCAUUAUGGGCUAUCUGGGAAACAAAGGAUCAGUCUCUGUGAGCAUGUCCAUAGGAGGAACUAGUUUUUGCUUUGUGGCAGCUCACUUAGCCUCAGGAGAAAAGAAAGGUGAUGAAGGGAAGAGGAACCGUCAAGUCACCGAAAUUUUUAGGAGAACGUCUUUCCCCCGGCUGUCACAAGACUGCCAUAAAAAUCAUCCUCUCACCAUCUUAGGACAUGACCAGAUAUUUUGGUUUGGAGAUCUCAACUACAGACUGUACUUGGAAGACAAUUUAGCGAGGGAAUUAAUAAAAAGGAAAAAUUGGAGUGCGCUGCAAGAGUUUGACCAGUUGGGGAAGGAACUAGAAGAUGGUGGAGUGUUUCAGGGUUGGCAAGAGGGAGAUAUAGAAUUUGCUCCCACAUACAAAUAUUCUUCUUCCAAUUGCAAUCGAUAUUCUGGUGGACUUCCAAGCAGAGCAGGGGAGAAGCAAAGAACUCCAGCAUGGUGUGAUAGAAUCCUAUGGUAUGGAAAGGGAGUGAAACAGCUUUCCUAUUUCCGCAGUGAAAGCAAGUUCUCAGACCAUCGGCCCGUGUCCGCUUUAUUCUCUGUACUAGUUAAAGAUCAAAAGUGUGCCCAUUCAAGUUUGGUUCCGUUUCCUCCUUUCAGUCCCCUCCGAAAUUCCUAGUAAAGAUCUAUAAGGCAAGAGUAAUAUAAAAGCUAGAUCUCCACUCUUACCAUUGAUUGUGAUGGAUACAGAAGGAUUAACAUAUGUGCACACAGGAAAAUCAUGAAGAUGACUUCCUAUUCAACUGAACAAACAAUUCAUCUCUUUACAUCUCAAUCAGUUCCAAUCCAUCAAAAAAGCAUUCUGGUGGAUUCACUUUAAAGCCCCACUUUUGGAGCCUCUCUUAACAUCCAGUAAAGGGAGGUGGAACAUGGGCGGGGUGACGAAAAUUUUAUUGGGAUUUAGAGGCAAGUACAUUUAACUUUUUUCUUUAGCAAUACCAUAGACAGCUGAAAGAACAGGAACACAAUUAUCCUUGUGGUAAAAGUAUGUCUCGUUUUACAGCUUCCAUUACAUUUGUUCUUUGGGAUGUAUAGGGGAGAGUGAGUAGAAAAACUAGGAGUGUCAAUUAUGCAAACUAGCCCUAUUUGUAGUAAACCAAAGCUUAGUCACACAUAAAGCCAAUGGAAGACAUGAGGGCAGAAGUGUAAGCACCUCAGUGUCUUACUUUUGACUAUCAUCAGUUAAAAUGUCAGGGACUACUUACAAGAAGCUAAUUUUCAUCGCCUGCUUGAAGAAUUUGACUUAAUGCAGCUGUAUUGUCCUUGUGACAUUUGGGACAUACCGACCUCCUCUGUAGCUCAUCUCCAAGGGAAGCACAUUUGUUUUCCAAUUCAGAAGUCUGCUUACUUCCAGUCAAGGACACAACGAUUGUUGACAAAUCUAAAGCAAGGGUGCCGAUUUCAUAUGUAUUUUUUUGAGGUGUGAAAGAGUUUCUCAGUAAUACAGUAAACAUAUAAUGAGACUAUUGUCUAAAUGUGGAAUAGUUCAUGAAAUUUUUAGA